This is a messenger RNA of Pelmatolapia mariae (spotted tilapia), 3091 nucleotides long. Its product is annotated as zinc finger protein 260-like. The record is from RefSeq and is a predicted model, not a curated record. Gene Ontology annotation, molecular function: DNA-binding transcription factor activity, RNA polymerase II-specific; RNA polymerase II cis-regulatory region sequence-specific DNA binding. Gene Ontology annotation, biological process: regulation of transcription by RNA polymerase II. Lineage: Eukaryota; Metazoa; Chordata; Actinopteri; Cichliformes; Cichlidae. The transcript is spliced from 2 exons. Bases 268 to 1188 code for a protein of 306 amino acids.
UUAGAAUUGUUUCAUGACUCUGUUUAUGUGUAUUUCUGUAUUUUGCUUAUGAAGAACCCGUCGCAUCGAAAAUCUGCAGGAGCAGGUCUGAAAAAGAUUUUGCAACGAAGGAGCUGCAGAGGCGGAACAAAGCUCAGUGCGCUCUUCUGCCGGAACUUGACUGUGUGACACAGGCGGAAGUAUACAAAGAAGAGGCGGAAGCCCCGUUUUUGUGAGCUGUGCAGUGUGUUGUUGUGUGAGCCGAGUGUGUGAGCUGUGGCAGUAACAAUGCCUUCAGUUCAGUCUCUGAGAGAGUUUAUCAACGAGCGACUAACUGCUGCUGCUGAACAAAUAUUCUUGGAGUUUGAAAAAACGAUCGUCCAGUACGAGGAAGAGAUCGACCGUCAGCGCAGACUGCUGGAUAUCACCUGCAAACCCCAAAUACAGCUGCACACAGCAGACGUCCCACAGCAGCCUGUCUGUAAGGAGGAGGAGGAGGUUCUCCCUGAGCAGCAGCUCUGGAACCAGGAGAGGAGCUCCAGUCUGGACCAGGAGGAACCAGAACCUCCACAGAUUAAAGAGGAACAGGAGGAACUGUGCAGCAGUCAGGAGGGAGAGCAGCUGGGACUGAAGGAGGAGCCUGAUACCUUUAUGGUGACUGCUGCUGAGGAAGGAGACCACAGUGAACCAGGAGAAGACGAGGAGCAGCUCCUCUGUCACAGCUCUGCUGGAGCUGAGAGCAGAGAUCAGGAAGGAGGCAGGAGUGCAGACUCGGGACCGACUAGAAUUAUAUAUCGAAUUCACUGUAACAAUCCUGCACACGCUCGCAUGUUAGCGCGUCAGAAGAACUCUGAUGUAGGUAAAAAGACUUUAAAGUGUGAUGUUUGUGGAAGAGCCUUCAAGAAAAAAUGCCAAGUCAAAGAGCAUCGCAAAAUCCACACAGGAGAGAAACCGCAUUCCUGUAAAAUAUGUCAGAGAAGUUUUACUCAAAAGAGCACCAUGCUGCGCCACAUGAUAAUCCACACUAAGGAGAAGUCAUACUCCUGCCUGACAUGUGGAAAGACCUUCAGUCAGAGCGGGAAUCUGUACGUCCACAUGAGGAUCCACACAGGCGAGAAGCCGUAUUCCUGUAAAACCUGCGGGAAAACGUUCGCACGGAGCAAUCAUAUGUUACGCCACAUGAAGACUCACACGGGGGAGAAGUCGUAGUCCGGAACUUUCCAAGCUGGAAAACCAUCAAGCAUGCAUUCAGGUUCAAACACAGUUUUUGGACUCCAGCAGCAGUUUGUUGGAGUCGCUCGGUGUGAGGUUGGUCACAUGAUCAGUUUGACUUGGGGGAGGGGUGCUCAUGUAUUAAUUUACUUUUCUUCUUCUAGAAAAUAUCAUGUCGAGUCUUGGAACACUUCGUUUGUUAGUAUGAAUGAGAGGUGGUGAGUUGUGAUAUGAAAUGAUGAAGAGAUGGAAGUGAAGCUAUUCUUCUGUAAGGCGACUGUGUGCAGCUGAGCUGUGCUGAAGUUUCACUGAUGUUCGACAUGCAGCUGUUUAAACGUUAAUCUCAGGAGCUUAGAAAGGAAAGCUUUUGGACGUCUUUAAGUUGUCCUGAAGACGUUUAAUCCGAGAAGCUUCUUCAGUUCUAAGAGCAACUGGUGGAGAGUCACGGAUUUAAGCCCUACAUCUGUACACCUGCAGCUAAAGGUCAAAGGUCACUCUUUGAGGAUGCCAAUGUUCACAUUUUGGACAGAGAGGACAGAUGGUUUGAAAGAGGAGUGAAAGAAGCCAUCCAUGUCCACUGUGAGCGACCAUCUUUGAACAGAGGGCGGGGCUUAUGGCACCAACUGUCUGCCAUCUAUAAUCCAGUUUUGAGAUCCUUCCCAGAUGCCUUAACGCCCACUCACACCCUGGGCCAUCUGACCUCAGGAAAUCACAUGAUAGGGUGGGGCCAGGUUUCACAAUGAGCUCACCUGAAACCCUGGCUGAUUGUGACCCACACCCGCUUUCACACCUUGGCUCAGGUGAUUAGGUAGAGGAUCAUCAGGGGGUCAUUGUCCCUCUUGGGGGGACACUCCCACAGGGCUUCUCGGAUGAAACGUCUUCAAGGAACUUAAAGAAGUCCAGACGCUUUUCUUAGACUAGGAUGACCUGGAUGACUGAGAACCUUCACAGACAUGUUUAAACACUCGGUGGCUUUAAUGCAUGUUACUGGGUUCCAGUAGUGUGAUCCAGUUGGUGAUCUGAAGGGUUCAUGCAGGGCUGUUUAACACGUCCUUAACUGCAGAAACUCGAGCGGAGCUAAAACAUUUUAGUUUAAUGAAGUAAAAAUGAAAACUUGUUUAGAGGAAAUGGACCACACAGUUAAAGCUAAAUAAUGUGUCACUGAAUGCAUAACUGCAGUUUUAUUGGAGUGAUGAGAGGCGGCUGAGCUGCUCCCGCCUCCUCGGGCAGCGGCGCGCUCCACGUUGCCCAGGUGAUCUCCAAGGAAACCAACUUUCAUGAGAAAAUGAAACAGGCUGAGGUGACCUUCUAUAUUUCAAUGAUAUUUGAAUAAGGAGAGGGCGCACCCCCCUGACUGUGACUGAGCACGGUCAGCAGGGACUGAAGCGCCGCCUCGUGUUCGCACUCUCCACCAUCGCCAUGACGAUCGGGCCCUGCAGGCUCAGACAGAUUAUAGAUGAUAACCUCGCAGCUGUUUCAUACUCGGGUUUUAAACACUCUGUUUUCUAUCAAAGCUGUUUUGGAGGAUUUCUUUGACUCUGGAAGAAAACAUGUUUGAUGACGUCUCUGCUUCAGUAGAAUCAGCAGCAACAGUGUAAAAAUGACAAAGAUGCAGCUCUGAUCUUCCGCCUGCAUCACGCUCGAGGUUUUCGUCUUUACCUCCAUCAGUCUGUUUGCACCUGAACGUUUAAUGGAAGAUUUUGGUUUGUGUCCUCUACCUCAGUGAUUUUUGGAUUGAACUCAGAUGUUGAAGUGUGUGUUUCAAGCAUGCUUUGUUUUGUGUUCUCAUCUUUUUAAACGUUUCAGUCUUUAGAGCUGACACUAACAAACUGUACGAACUGUUUGACGUGUCGAUGUGAAAGAUCUUUAUAAAUAAAGUUUCCUUUGUGCUUCCACAGCA